GGCGACGUGCUGGGGGGGCCGCCCCCCCUCCCCAAGCCCCCCGAAGACCUGCCCGUUAGGAGGAACUUUCAGAUCCCCAGGAAGAGCCGAGAAAAGAAAGCACUCUUUCAGCCAAUAGCUAUGGGCUCUCGAGAGUUUGAAGAUGUUGUGAAAAUCCUGCAUUCAUCUUACCUGGAGCCAAGUUCAGUGGCUAAUUUCAAUUACAAAAGAGCCAGCUUAAUUCAUAGCGAGUUGUUGGAAAAGGAGUUCACAGAAAAGCGCAGAGAAUUGAAAUUUGAUGGUCGCCUUGAAAAAGAGCUUGCUGAAUCCUAUGCAUUUCUUAUGGUUGAUCGACCUCAGGUGCAAAACAUAUGUGAGAGGGGACUUCAGGUGGGCCAUUCCAAAAUAACAAUCCUUGGUAGUCCUUCCAUGGGUGUGUAUCUCUCUAGGUAUGCAGAUCUAUUACAAGCAAAUCCCCUAGAACCUGGAGUAACUGGUGAUGUGAUUAUUUUUAAAAUAAUAAAGGGAAAAAUGAAGAGCAUAUAUGAUCAUAUGGGUGUGAAACCGAUGGAAUCAGCAGUUAAAAGUGCAUUAGAUCCAACACCAAAGCACGAAUGUCACGUUUCAAAGAAUGUGAAUAAAGUAACAUCCUUGUUGGCGUAUAGAGCAUAUGAGCUUACUCAGUAUUAUUUUUAUGAGUAUGGCUUUGAUGAAAUAAGGCGCAGACCAAGACAUGUAUGUCCAUAUGCUGUUGUUUCAUUUGCAUACAAGGAUGAAAUGAUACAAGCACCAAAGUUUAUGCCUCCAUCAAGAUCAAACAGUUUUAAUGCAGACAGAAAUGCAGAUAAGACUAAUUACACCUUAUGGAGAGGACAACUUUUGAAUAAAGGGAAGCUUUUAUGUCAUGCCGCUUUGAAGUCAGCAACACGUCCUUUCCUUCCAUGCAAGCUUCCAGAGAAGCUUAAUGUUGAAACUGUAAUGAACAUUGAUCAGCUGAAGAAAAAAGUUGCACCAGCAUUGUUCUACAAGGAAACUUACCUAGGGACAAAGGAAGUGUUUAAAAGUGGAAUGUACUGCAGCCUUUAUGAAGUUGUGGAAAAAUCAAGGUCUGGAAGUAACUUGGAAGGCUUACUUCAAAAACUAGAAAAAGAAAAAUUAGUUCUUGUUAAGCCUCUUGGGGACAGAGGAUAUCUUUUCCUUCUUUCUCCUUGGCAAAUGACAUCCCCAUAUGAGCACCAAACUGCAAGGUCCCGUAUUCUACAUGCAUUGUUUCUGUUUCAGGAACCUAGAGGUGUAGUGAGUUCAACCCCCAAAAAUGUUCCAUUUGCAGCACAGAAAAGUUCAGCUACAACAGUGUUGCAGGAGAAUCAUGAGAUUUUGCCAGAACUCACAAGGUUUAUUCAGUCACUACAUUUUGCUCUCAUUCAGUCUCGUAAAGAUACAACUGCAAGUUUCAACACUGUUGUGGAAAAGUAUAUAAAUGAAUAUUUGAAGCGAUACUACAGUGGCUCUGGCAAAUAUAGGGAAUUUGUAUUGUACCCAUAUGAGUCACGGUUGGAUGACAGAAAGUUUCUCUAUUCUGGCCCAAAAAACAAAUCUCAUAUUGAUAGCUCAUUGAGAAACUACAUUUUUUGUUCAGAGGCCUAUCAACUGCCUGUUUCUAAAGCAAAAGAACUGAUGGAAGGAAAUCAGAAAGUUCAGCAGUUCAGUCCUGUUUCAGAUUAUGAAGCCCCAGAAGAUGACCCUGACUUAAACACAAAAACUGGUAAAAAAAGUGGUUCCAAGAGUGAACCAGUUUUAGUCAAACGAAAGCCUCCUCAUCCUGGGGACUACGAUCCUGAUAGACUCAAAGAAUUGAUUAACUUAAUUCAGUGUAGGAAAAAAAAUGUUGGUGGAGAAUCUGAUACAGAAGAUGUUAGAAACAAAAGUGGACUGAAACGAAGACUAGAAAGUCAUUCUGAAACUUUGCGGAAACACUUAAAAAUGAGUGAAUCUGCAGAAAAUAGUUGCCAGUAUGAAGAAUCGCCACAGUCAGUUUCCUCAAUAAUUACUGGCCUUGGUGGACAUGAUACUGAUUUGAGACAGCAAGAUUUAGCGGACCCUGCUGUAACUGACACACAUGGCCUAAUUAAACUACUUUUAGAAACACUAGCUAGUGCAGGACACUUGGAUUCAUCGUUGGCACGGUCUGUAAAUCAAGCUCUAGGACUGAACACUGAUGAAGCAGAAGAGGAUUUAAGGCAAAAACACGAAUAUGAAUCGGUUCUAGCACAUGAUAAAGAAGAACACGAGCUUCCUACUAGUGGACAAGCUGAAAAUGUAAACUUCAAGGACCCACAGAGCCCAGGAAUGUUAGAAACUGAUGCAACGUGUUUAUCUUAUCCUAUUGAUGUUGACCUAAGGCUUUCUACUAACGAAGUAGCCAGCGAACACACGCUACGUUUAAAAGAGCCAAGCACUGGAAGCGUUAGUAGCUUUGACGACUACAGUCCAUGCCCAAGCACACCCAUUGAACAUGUUUAUCGCAGGCAACAUUCCAACUCAAAUAAUGUAGGAGAGCCUGGAAUACACUGGAAACUGAUUCCAAUUACAGGAGGGUCAGGAAGAGUUCAAGAGGAUCAGCUUGGAAAACAUGGAGAUAACCAAACAGACACGCAAAAAGGGACAGCAGAAGAUGGACUGUAUACAAGGCAAGUGGAGAAACUUGAAGAUAAAUGUGCGCUAACAGAGCAUCCUUUUCCACCUAAGCACUCCAUAAGUGGAAUUAUAGAGACAACAUUAUUAGAAGAAUACAGUCUAUUUGCAAGAAAGAUUCAGGAAAUUUUGCAACAAAAAAAUAUUGCAUAUGUUAGUGGAAUAUCUACGCCAGUCUUUUCAGCCCAUGAACGGUUAAUGAGACUUUCUGAAUAUAUAUGUUUACCAGCUUCAGAAAUCCCUGUCCAGGAAUAUAUAGAAAAACUGAGUGAAAAGCUGAACAAUGUUGUUGCUUUGUCGUCUUCAUUUGGUCAGCAUACUCCGCCAGUUAAUUCUAGUCCUGAACCAGGAGGUGAUGGGGCCACUGAUACUGCAUCAAAUCCUCCAACAGAACAAGCUCCAGCUGUUUCAAGUGACUUUGCCACUGCACUGUUACCAGAGAGACAAUGUAACAGUAUGGUGGAAGACCCCAAUUCUAAUGAGCAGCAUUCAUUAUCAAGCUUGGUCUUAGCAAAAGAAAAGGUUCGCGUGAAUGCCAAAGUAGAGGAUAUUUCAACGUCUGAUCACAACACUUCCAAUGUUGAUCCACUGGAACCACCGGCAAAGACUCAAAAGUCUCCAGACAAUUUAAACAUUUCAGGCCAGCCAGCACUCUCUGACUUUAUAAGCCAAUUAAAACCUGAAGUGUUCAGCAGCUUGGUCAAAAUAAUAAAGGAUGUUCAGAAAAACACUGUGAAAUUUUACAUUCAUGAAGAAGAGGAAAGUACACUCUGUAAAGAAAUAAAGGAAUACCUUACAAAAUUAGGUAAUACAGAGAGCCAUCCAGAAUUGUUCUUGAAAAGAAGAGCUGAUUUAGAUAAACUUCUGAUAAUUAUUCAAAAUGAAGAUAUUGCCAGCCUCAUUCAUAAGAUUCCUGGUUUGGUAACUUUGAAGAGGCUGUCAUGUGUCAGUUUUGCUGGGGUUGAUAGCUUGGAUGAUGUGAAAAACCAUACUUACAAUGAAUUGUUUGUGUCUGGUGGUUUUAUUGUAUCAGAUGAAUCUGUUCUUAAUCCAGAGUCUCUCACCGUUGAUAAACUUGAACAUUUCCUAAAAUUCCUUGAAGAUCUCAAUACCCCAGAUGGGAAAUGGCAGUGGAAAGUUCACUGUAAAAUACAAAAAAAACUUAAGGAGCUUGGGAGAAUGAAUACUAAUGCCCUGGAACUGCUGAGAUUUCUGAAUAUUUAUCAAAAGAAACACCUGGUUGAGAUUCUGUCCUAUCAUAAUUGUGACUCCCAAACUCGAAAUGCUCCAGAACUAGACUGUCUCAUCAGGCUUCAGGCUCAGAAUAUUCAGCAAAGACAUGUCGUCUUCUUAACAGAAAAGAAUGUCAAAACAUUUUCCAGUUAUGCUGAUAACGGAAUAGUAGUUGCUACAGUUGAUGACUUCAUGCAAAACUUUAGAAGUCUUGUUGGGUACCACAAUUCAAUUACUGAAGAAAACAGCCUUCCUCCACCACCUGGUGUUCACGAAAGACAAUCAGCUCUUGUAGAGAGUGAUGAAAAGGAUGAGGAGGACAUGUCUUUGGAUUCAGGGGAUGAAACAUCACAAAUAGAAAUCUGCAGCGAUGCCUCUAAGUAUGAUUCACAUUCAGAAGCUCUGCAUGCAGAGGUCAGGUGCCCACAUGGAACAGAUACAAAAAAACCCUCUCUAACUGAUGAGCAGCUACCUUCUGAAGGACAAACUGGUUUGGUGGAAAAGACUUCUAAAACUGAUUUGGAUGACAUGCAGCCAAUUACUCCAGUUUCUACAACGUGCUUGACAGAAGGAGAAAAAAACAGUUCAGUAGAACAAGUUCCUUUCAACAAUUUUCAAGUUUACAGUAGACAGUUAAGCAUGUCCCAUCAAUUCAGUCAUUUUAAUGUUCUCACUCAUCAGACUUUUCUGGGAACGACAUACCCAAUUUCCACAAGUCAAAACCAAGAAGGUGGGAAUUAUUUUCUUUCUGCUUACAGUCAGAGCAUGGAUACAGACAAGACUUCAUCUCCUAGCAAUUGGGAUGUAAAUUGUGAUUCUUCCAGGCCAUAUUCAAAAUAGAAAUAAACACAACUAAAACUUUUUUAUAGGUUGUUGUGGACUCUUUUCUGUUUCUUAAAAAAAAAAAAAAAAAAGUGAAUUAACAAUUUCUAUUUUAUUCUCUGAACAAAAUGUUCUUGUACUCUAUCUCAAAUGUUUUCCCGUCUUAUUUAAAUGAUGGCCUGUACCAAUUAAAGCAUCUGAAAUUUGAAAUAAAUAUAUAUAUAUUUUUAACAUUUAUUGUACUUGAAUUAUCUUGUUUGUUGGCACUUUUAAGUUUUUUUACAUUUGUAUUGACCUGUACUUGGACUUCAGUUUGAAGUCUGUUUUAAUGUAAAACUGAAUGUUUGCCUAAAGUAUGUGAAACAGCAAGGCUUCAUUUUUUUUAAGUAAACUGUAAUACACUCUUCAAGCCACUCUUCUUUUCAUGAAGAUCAAAACUGUUAUGUAUUUAUUUGACAUCUGACACAAAUUUUGUACAAAUGUUUUUACAUAGCUAUAAGGCAGUUUAGUUAUUUUAAUGACAAUAUACUGGAUUUUUGGCAAAAUACCUCAAUUAGAGUAACCAAUGGUGCAGUUCCAUUUUGAGAAAUAAACUCUUCAUGCACAA
Messenger RNA from Alligator sinensis (Chinese alligator), 5335 nucleotides. RefSeq names its product family with sequence similarity 208 member A (gene TASOR). Bases 121 to 4746 code for a protein of 1541 amino acids. Gene Ontology annotation, biological process: protein localization to heterochromatin; negative regulation of gene expression, epigenetic. The transcript is spliced from 24 exons. Gene Ontology annotation, cellular component: heterochromatin; nucleoplasm. NCBI's taxonomy places the organism in Eukaryota, Metazoa, Chordata, Crocodylia, Alligatoridae. Gene Ontology annotation, molecular function: chromatin binding. The record is from RefSeq and is a predicted model, not a curated record.